This is a messenger RNA of Didymodactylos carnosus, 1395 nucleotides long. The record is from the annotation of a GenBank genome assembly. Lineage: Eukaryota; Metazoa; Rotifera; Eurotatoria; Philodinida; Philodinidae.
AUGACUAAUCCUUGUGUGAAUAAUUCAUCAUUAAGUUCAGAUGCAUUACAUAAUAUUGAAAUAAUUGGUUAUAGAUAUGUUAUAUUGACAAUAUGUAUAUUUGGUAUUGUAUGUAAUAUAUUAAAUUUAUGUGUAUUAUUAAAUCGACGUUUAAAAGAAUCACCUUAUACAUAUUUAACAGGUUUAGCAUUAGCUGAUAUGUUAACAUUAAUGUGUAUUUCACCAUUUACAAUAACACGUGGUGAUUAUAUUCAUCAUGAAAAUAUAUUUUAUAAAUUUCAAAAAUUUGAAAUUAUUUAUAUGCAAAUGGCAAAUUAUUUUGGUCAUGUAUCAAUUAUGAUUACAUUAGCAUUAACAAUUGAAAGAUAUUUAUUUACAACAUAUCCAUUAAAAGUACAAAGUUUUUGUAAAUCACGUUAUGCAAGAAAUGUUAUUGUUAUUAUAUUAAUUAUUUGUGGAAUUAUUGAUAUACCACGUUUUACAAGUGAUUAUAUAAUAUCAAAAAUGAAUUCAAGUCAUUUAUUUGAUUCAAAUAAUUGUUCAACAUAUCCAUUUAUUAUUGAAAAUUCUAUAAAUAGAAAUCAUACUGGUCAAUGUUAUUGUAUAAUUGUUCGUACACAUGCAUCAUUUAAUCGUUUUCAAGAUAUAUAUUAUUAUUGUAUAUUUGUAUUAUAUCAAAUAUUACCAUUUAUUAUAUUAUUAUAUCUUAAUUUAAAAUUAAUUCAACGUGUACAACGUUCAAAUCGUUUUACAUUAUCGGAACUUGUUUCAAAUCAACAACAAACAAGUUUAACUGGUACACCAACAAAUCAUUUUAUUCAACGUAAACGUAUUAGAGAUGAACAACGUUUAACAAAAACACUUGCUAGUAUUGUUUUAGUAUUUCUUAUUUGUAAUACAUUUACAAUUAUUAGUUAUCCAAAUUUAGUUAUUAAAUUAACAGAAAAAAAAUAUCCAUUUUAUUAUACAGUUGGUUUUCGUAUACAAAAAUUAAUAACAAAUAUAAUGUUAAUGUUAAAUUAUUCAAUUAAUUUUUUUUUCUAUUGUGCAUUUAAUCAAAAAUUUUUAAAAACAUUAAAAUUAACAUUUCGUUGUUGUAUUCAAAAACAACAUCAUUAUCAUCGAAUAUUUUUUUCAUCAUCAUCAUCAAGUUCAUCUGCAAAACAUUUAUCAAAAUUAAAUAGUAGAAAUCAUAGUUUUAAUAGUUUUAAAGAAGAAGCUAUAAAAAAAACAAAUAAUAAACGGAAAAAACAAAAUUAUACUGACAAUACAAUGAUAUGUGACAAAAGAUUAAAAUCAAAUAAAAUAGUAACAAAAAUGGUACCAGUAGAUAAACAGAAGAAAAAAGACGAUUCAAUGUCAACAGGAAAUUCAAAUCGUCAAACGAGUCUAUAA